This is a messenger RNA of Pocillopora meandrina, 5217 nucleotides long. NCBI's taxonomy places the organism in Eukaryota, Metazoa, Cnidaria, Anthozoa, Scleractinia, Pocilloporidae. The record is from the annotation of a GenBank genome assembly.
CAGAGUAUAGUCCGUUGGUCCCUAGAGACCACUCCACAAUUUUUCUUUUCACGUACUUUCCCAGCAUCCUUUAGAAGCAGCAAUGGCGGACGCUUCUUCACGUGCUAAGUAAUAUUCCAAGGUUAAAAUCCAUUGAAUUCUCCUCUUGAUAAUGAAGGCCAUGUUAGGCGUGGUAAAAUUAUUUCUCUGCUUAGUAUUUCCGGCAUUUGCACUCCAGCAGGAGAUCUUAAACCAAGACUGUCCUUUGUAUGCCGGAACGACCUUUUUCGUCAACACUUCUGGAGUAAACUCUCCUAAUUGUGGGGCUUCAUCGAAGCCCUGUUACAGCACAUCCUACGCCGUCAAUCUAGCGGUUAGAAAGAACGUUAGCUCGCUAACUGUUAAUAUUUCCACGGGAAAAUACGAAGAGUUGGAAAGUAUUAAACUGGACUGUGGAAGAUGGAGCUUACGGAAAGUUACUUUUUGGGGAGAGCGGUUAGUGAACAGAGUAAUAUGGUUUUGUGUGUGUCCAAUGGCUUUUUCACGUGACAACUUAUCAACCGCUUUGUAUUUUGAUUUUCUCCAACUUUGCUUAUAAAAAAUGCUGCAAUCUAUUUUUCACCUUUGGUUUCCUCUAAAAAUUUUUUUGUAACUUUUUUUAAAAUAGGGUUGAUGAACAAUUGGUCGAAGUUGACUAUUCAUUAGACGUGCUGCUCUGUGAAGUGAGCUUGAUUGAUCUUCACUGGCUAAAUAGCAGGCCAGUGAUUCACCAAGCCUCUAUGUCAGAUGUGGCGAUCUGCCAGUGCACUGUAAAAGGAACAAAUAUAAGCAUCACUGGUAGCUCAUCCAACAUUAUUCUUAAGUACAGCAACAUUUCAAGCAGUUCAGGUUACCAUCCAAAAUUACCAUUACUAUCGAUGGCAACUCUUUCAGGAUUUCACAACUUCGUGCAGAUUUUAAAUUGCAACUUUGUGAAGAAUGUUGGGCCUGUCCUCACUGUAGAAAACAUUAAUCAAACAUCUAUUGUUGACUCAUAUUUGGAAGGAAACAAAGUACUGGCAGGUGGUUCCAUUAUUACGGGACAUGUUUCACAUCUUAAACUCUCUGGAACAAAAUUUAUCAGAAAUGUUGGACAUUUGCUGUUUUUAGAUGAUAAUCAUUCUUUGGCCAGUUUAGAGGUGAGUAUAGAAGUCACAGCAAGCUUUUCAAGUUAUUUUAGCUCUGAAUUUGGAGCAGUUAACCCUUCACAACCUAAGAUGGUUCUCCAUACUGUUUUUCUACACAUUUCCUAUGGACUACCUACAAGAAGAAUUUGCCCAAAAAUCAGGAGCAUCUUGAGUUUGUGAUCAUUUCCUUUUUUCUCACAACCUUAAUGUUUGAUUCAGGGGGGGUUAAAGGGAUGAUGAAUCAAAAGAUGUUGACACAUUUCAAUUUGUUUUAUAGUAUGACUAAUAACUUUGUUUUUUUGUUGGUUAUGAGGAAUGUGAUUUCAGCUGUAACAUGGUCAAUAAGAGUUUGUUUUUGUCACCUGUGCUGUUGCAAAACGUUCAUCAAGUGUCCUGUGAUGACUGCACUGUGGAUGCAGACUGCCCAGGUAAUAUGUCUGGUUGAAGUUUCAAAUUCUGAAGUAUUUUUAAGUUUUAGGUUGAAAUUACUUAAUAUAUACCGGUAAGUCAAAUCUGUGAGUUGUGUACUUAAACCCAAUAUGCUAGUGGUUGCUAUAUUGAAUACAUGUAUGUAUAGUAUGGACUAUUCUUGAGUUCAGGAAACCUUCACUUUCUGAUUAAGGUCAGCUGGAUAACUUCUUUCUGUAAUGGAAGGUUUAUCUUGUAUCAUUUUUAUAAACAAGGCUUGCGUUUACUCUUGGCUCCCAGUUCAAAGAUCUCCCUUCUUGCUGUCAUUCACAUUUCCAUUUGAACUGGUUAGGGAAAUUCAGUGAAAUCUCAAGAUUACACCCUCUAGCUUGUAAGUUUAUGUGUUCUCAUCAGCCUGGUCCCAGUUGUUUAAAUGUUGGAUAACACUAUCCUCUGGAUAAAUUGCUAUCUGGUGAAUAGUGCAGUACAUUUUGUAAACAGUUAUCCACUGGAUAGCAAUUUAUCUGUAGGGUUUAAACACAAGUGACAAAGCUUGUUGGGAAUAUGACUAAAGAUAUUUUUUUCUUGUCUUUCAGUCCUCUGUGGACCAGGGGAGUUUCUGUCAAGUAACAUUCUUUGCAGUCCUUGUCCAGUAGGAACUUACAGCUUAGGAACUGCGUCAAACAAAAGCAUGCUACAAUGCACAAGGUAAACUGUAAUAAUAAGGUAAACUGUAUAAUAGGUAGAAGCUGAAGGGAGGUUUCUUGUGAGAUAAAUGAAAAUAGACAGUGGAAGAAAACUCUAAGCAUUCGUUUCACAAUAAAUGAUUUUGAGUAGAUGCAAGUAUUAAGGUGCAUAUGGAUGUAGCCUGACCAGUCCAAAUUUGUUAAUAGAGCCUGGAACUACCAUGCAGGACAUUAGGGGAGAUUUCUUAGAAAGGUGGUUUAUCAGAAAAGAGAGAGGGGCUUGUUGGACAGUGGGCUGUUAUAGAGGGGGCAUGUCUGAGAGGGGGCAAAUCAGAGAGGGGCAUACUUAAGAGGAGGAUUUUCUAACAGAAGGGUGGUGUUUUUUCGACGGUGGGCUUAUCAUUGAGGGAGCCUUGUUAUAAUGGAAGAGGGGAGGGCUUGUGGAGACAAGGGCUUCUUAGGGAGGGGAUCUUUGACAGGAAAGCUCAAGAUGGGGGGCUGAUUUAAGAUGAGGACUUUUAAGAGAGGAGUCUUAUUUAUGAGGGCCAAUGAAUAGAGAGGGGAGCUUAUUACAGAGAUGAGCUCAUUAAAAUGUGAGUGCUCUAUAUGGAUUGUUAACAGACCCUUUGGUGUCUGUUUCCCUUAUUAAUACUCAUCAGAGAAAAUUUCACCAAACACAUUGAAGUACUAAACUUAAUUGCUUGUGAUCUUGCAGCUGUCCAGCUGGAACAUACAGUUCAAAGACAAGAAGCAUGCAGUGCACACGUUGUGCAAAGGGUGCCUUUGCAUCAAAGACAGGGUUUGUAUUAUUAUUAUUAUUAUUAUUUUGAUUUUUGUUAUUAUUUCUUUCUUGUUGUGGUUGAUAAGAUUCUAGUUUUCUAAAAACAGGCACUUGUAAAGAUGUUUCUUCCUUGGUUAUAAACUCAGAGAACUCAACCUCAGUACACUGUGUAGCAUGUGCCAUUAUUGAGUUUUAAGGAUUAAGAUUUGUGUUAGGAAGCAAUGAAAACAUUUCUGCAUGACAUUACUGCAACUGACAGUUUAGUAGACCGUUUCCUAUUCCCGAAAUAGAUUUAGGUCAAGUGCACAUUCCCUCUUGUAAAAUUCCGCUUUAUUUGUAUGAAGAUUAUGGAAUUAUUUCUAAAGAUCUUUAUAGAGGUGUCUUAUGUGCAUGCGUUGAAAUAUGAAAGUUACCUCGUGAUACUUUAACCCUUUAACCCCUAUAAGUGAUUAACAUGUAACUUCUUGCUAUAACAUACACGCAUUGUCCAACCAACAUGUUAUAAGAAUACUCAAAUUUAUCAAGUAGCUGAUUUAACACCAAAUUCUCGUGACUUAUUAACAAGAAAAUGUAUAGCAGUUAGAUGGGAGAAUUAACAAUCAGAUCUUGGGAGUUAAAGGGUCAAGAAUGAAUAGAUAUAUUGACUUGUUUCAGGUCGACAUCGUGCACCAAGUGUAAGAACGAUUUUUUCACCUCAAAACCAGGUCAAUCUUCAUGUUCUUCAGGUAGGAAGUAAUUUGAUUUUAUUAGUUUCUGGUUUUUCUAUUUGGUCUCUCUUGUUUUGUCUCUUAUGGCUAAGUACGACAACAGGGAUAAUUAAAUAUUGUGGCCAAUAACACAAUACAAUGGCCUGAUCAAGGCUCGAACCCAAAUCUCUCUUCCUGGAGUCCUGCUCGCAGACCAUUAGGGCUCUGUGGCCCUCCAUAGUAGAACUCAGAAAGUUUUGUCUUCUUGGUUCACAAAAUUCCUAAUAUUUUUGUUCUUUACUUUUUUUUUUCCUAUCAGCGAGAAUUGGUUUUAUCGUGUUCACAGUGUUCGUGUCUCUUCUAAUUGCCGGGCCCCUGCUGAUUCUGAUCUUGCAAAAGCGUUCACGAGAUGAAAAGUGUUUCUUGUGUAUUCCGCGCUCGCCGUCAAGGCAGAGAUUGCGCGAAGAUAAACAACCUAACAUCUAUGUUGUACAAAAUGAAUAAGACACCGGGGACAUUUAUAAGGUUUUACGUAUUACGCUCGUAAAAUCGUGAAGUAUGCUUCUUUUUUUCGCGUCACCGAGGAGAGCAAGUGCUUCUAUCCUCAAAACUAUUACCUGCUAAAGUAAUCUUUUUUUUUUCGUAAUUAUGUCGGAGCAAAAAGACACUUCUUUGCUUUCCGCCCUAUAGAAGACUUUCCCACCAAAAUUCUUCCGCAUAUUAAAAAAAGGGAAAUAAAAGUAAAGAGAUUUAACUAAUCAAUAACUUAAAGUACACGAAUGUACUAGCCUGUGCUCAGUAUUGUCGCUUCGGCACAAACCUUUCUUCGCCCUUGGGAAAUUAGGAGGCUUUAAGGAACGCGAGAUAGCGAUAGGUAAACCUCUCCCCGACUCGUUUUAAACCUUCCCGCGGGACGAAAACGCCUCCUCGCAGGCUAUGAAUGUACUCGAUUUGCACUCAGUAGGUUCUCCAUGAGUGAUAAACAAGUGGCACCUGCACUCCACCUAACCGUGACGUGAUCAUCUAUCCCAUUAGAAAUUUAAUAAGCCAAAGUUGUAAAAGAACCCUCUGCAUCGAAAAGUUUUGAAGUUUCUUGAAGUUUUAUAGCCUAUUAGCAACAGUAUCUUUACCAACAAUGCAGUCACGUUUUUUUUCGAAUUUCGAGACAACAAAUGCAUUUCGUAACGGCAAAUAAGUUUUUUGACACCUCGAAUAGUCUCAACUUAGCUAGUAAGUAUGUAGUGUACAGGGGCGAUUAAAGUAUGUAAAUAAUCGUAAUUUUUUGUCAUCAGUGUUUUGGUAUUUUUUUUGUUUUGUUUUAAGAUAUUAAGCUAAAGCACAUUUUUGUAACGAUUUUCUUUCUUCAUUUUUUAUUUUGAGGAAACAGAAAUAUACCAUAACAGUUUCGAAAAUUUCACUGUCUUGUCCCAUUCUUGCGGCCACUUACUUUUCCAGGCAGAAAAGUUUGAAACUGGACUCUAAAUUUCCCACUGAUAGCGGAAGUGUUUCCC